Messenger RNA from Stegodyphus dumicola, 1871 nucleotides. RefSeq names its product dynein light chain roadblock-type 2-like. Gene Ontology annotation, cellular component: cytoplasmic dynein complex. Lineage: Eukaryota; Metazoa; Arthropoda; Arachnida; Araneae; Eresidae. Gene Ontology annotation, biological process: microtubule-based movement. The record is from RefSeq and is a predicted model, not a curated record.
AUGUGAUUUUUUUUUUCUUUUUAUUUCAACUCCACUCUGCGGUUUUGUAUGUUUGGUAUCUAAGGUGUAGUUGUUAUGAAGAUUUUUGAUGUCUGACUGAUAUUUUAAGAAUUAUUUAAAAUUUUAUAUUCGUAUUUAGCCAAAUAGUAAUAUGGCGUCUGAAGUAGAUGAGACCAUCAAAAGAAUUCAAUCACAUAAAGGUGUUCUAGGAAUCAUCAUAUUGAAUGCUGAUGGCAUCCCAAUUAAAUCAACAAUGGAUAAUAAUACCACUAUAGAAUAUGCUGGUUUAAUUACACAUCUGGUAGACAAGGCUCGUCGAACUGUUAAAGAAUUGGACAACACUAAUGAGCUGACAUUUUUAAGAGUUCGAUCAAAGAAAAAUGAGAUACUUAUAGCACCAGAUAAAGAAUAUCUGUUGAUUGUUGUCCAGAAUCCCAAUGAGUAACAUUUCAUGGACAGUUACAAGCGUGAAUACUUUUUUGACACUACACAUUGUUAUUUUUUUGUUACAUUUAACUGCACAGAAAGCACUAUUUCAUGCAGUCUUUUAUUUAUGAAGUUGAAAUAAUUUAAAAUGUGACAUAUAUUUCAAAAUUAGAAAUAAUAACUUAUGUUAAUAUGUUUUGUAGAAAUGUGUUGUUGAUAUUUAAGGUUUUCUAUAUAUAUUGUUAUCCAAGUUUAUCUUUGUUUUGAUAAUUUUUUAUGUCAUUAUUUAUAAUUUAAUUAAAUGCUGAAAUGAAAAGGAAUUUAAAAACUAACUAUGUUAACAUAAAAGAGUGUAAACCAUUUAGAUACUAUAAAGAGACUUAACAGAAUUUGUGAGAAAGGAAACUUUUGCAGUGUGCAUUUACAGAAGAGUGAAUCUUUUACAGUAUGCUGUCCAACAGUGAUGGUGAUUUGUAAUAAAGUAAAGAAAAGAUGUAACAAUAUUAGUUAUUUAAAAGGGUGAUAACAAUACCAGUUAUAUAAAUAUAUAUUAUACUGGUAAAGUAUAUAAAGUAUAUUUUACAUUCAUCAAUAUUAGUCAUAUUUAGGUAUUAAAAAUGUCCAGUACUUCAUUUAAUCAGAAGUAUGUAAGAUACAUGGCAAAAAAAUGAAUACUUAAAAAAUAUUUACAAUCAGAAAAUGUGUCAUGGCAUAGGAUUACAUACUAUUAUGCAAUAACAAUACAAUAAGAAAAAUAUUAAAAAAAACUGAAAAAUUUUAGUUUGCACUUCAAAGGUUUAAAAAAAUAUGAUAACUAAAUUAAAAAUUACAAUUAUGCAACGUUUGAGAGAUUUUUAGACUCAUAUUUUUUAAGUUUGCUCUCAAGGCUUCAUUAUAUGCAGAUUCCAGCCUCCUAAAAUAAUUUAAACUGAGUGAUUUUAAUUAGUCUACUAUCUAAUUUAAGAAUUAAUUCUCCAGAAAUUCAAGAUAUAGAGUAUAAAGUUGUAUAUUUAAAAAUUAGGUUAAUCUAAGUAUUUAAAGAUGACAGAGCACAUGAGGGCAAUCUGUCUAAGGAGAAGAAUGCUUUCGCAAAGGACCUAUAAAAAUUAUUUUAUCGACUCAUAAUACUUUAAAACAAUUAAUUAUAUUUUAGAAACAAUCAAAUUAACACUGCUAGAAAACAGAUUUAUAAUAAAAGAUAGAAGUUUAAGAAGUUCUGACUCGCAGAAACAUUUUCUCACAUGUGCUAUUUGCUAUCAUUAUUAUAAAAGGUUAUUCCAUAUUUAAUGAGUUGUCAAUGUAUCAUAACAUCUAAAUUAUAUUUAUAUGGAACUGCAAAGUGUAUGCAUUUCAAGCUGAACAUAAUUUGCUUCACUUCAGUCAUUUCUCGCCUUCCCUUCCCCCCUUUAAACAGUAAUUCAGUAUCACACACACACACACACACA